Molecule: messenger RNA, 479 nt
Organism: Chiloscyllium plagiosum (whitespotted bambooshark)
Lineage: Eukaryota; Metazoa; Chordata; Chondrichthyes; Orectolobiformes; Hemiscylliidae
Source: RefSeq, a predicted model, not a curated record
UGCAGAAUCUGGAGACACUGACCCGUGUGUGUUUCACAAUGUGUUAGUACAGCCCUGGAGAAGUUUGAAUUGCCAUAAGACUGAACGUACUGGUAAAGCAGAAUGUGAUGUGCACCUUAAACACGGAUGGUAUCGAUUCAAAAGCUCCGGUGGAUGGAAGAUGCCAGAGGUGGUUGUCCAACCAUAUCACUGCUCGACACGUGGAACAGCGUGGUUACAGGGUUCUCAUCCCACCAUGGCCGAUGGGGAAGUGACCAGGAGAGUUUGUAUAAACUGGGAAAGAAAUCAAUGUCACUGGGUCCAUGAGAUAAAGAUCAAAAACUGCAGCAGUUACUUUGUUUAUGAAUUGAAGGCGUUGCAUCAUUGUGCUGCCUACUGCACAGAUCCAAACACUGCUGAACAUGACAACAACGUGACAUAUUCAACUCAGAAACCGACAGAAAGUUCUUCACCAAACAGAGCAGUGACGGCAGAAACAG